Messenger RNA from Sebastes umbrosus (honeycomb rockfish), 1642 nucleotides. RefSeq names its product transcription factor 7-like 1-A. Gene Ontology annotation, molecular function: RNA polymerase II cis-regulatory region sequence-specific DNA binding; DNA-binding transcription factor activity, RNA polymerase II-specific. The transcript is spliced from 10 exons. The record is from RefSeq and is a predicted model, not a curated record. The coding region runs from base 158 to 1642 and encodes 494 amino acids. Gene Ontology annotation, biological process: canonical Wnt signaling pathway; regulation of transcription by RNA polymerase II. Gene Ontology annotation, cellular component: beta-catenin-TCF complex. Lineage: Eukaryota; Metazoa; Chordata; Actinopteri; Perciformes; Sebastidae.
ACAUCUCAUUGUCUCGAGGAGAAGUGAAGAUAUUUCUGAACAAUUUCGAAAAUCACAGAUAUAGCAAGCAGUCAUUAAACGCAUCAGGAUACCAGUAACUUUCAGAUAGAGUCUGUCAUUCUUCUGGAGUUGAAACUGUAAGGAGGCCGGACACAAAAUGUCUGACACCGACACGUGUGUGGAUGUGAUGCACUUCCUGGAAGAGCUGGACGACAUCGAUCUGCUUUCCACUCUCCAAAAUGUGUUUCACGAUGUGAUGGGCCCGCUCAACCCGUCAACUCUGCCUCCGCCUCCUGUUGUCGUUCCUGACCUCAACAUCCGCCCUCAGAUUGAUCAAAAUCUGAGUGGAUAUGGAUAUGGUGGGUGCACCCCCCUGGGAGCAGCUCCGCACAGCGUUGAGCCUCCAAGUACCCUGUACAGUACGGCAGGUGCUUACAAUCAGGGACAACAAUGCUAUGUCCACCCUCAGAUGAAUCAAAAUCUGAGAGGAGGAUAUGGUGGGUGCACCCCCCUGGGAGCAGCUCCGCACAGCGUUGAGCCUCCAAGUACCCUGUACAGUACGGCAGGUGCUUACAAUCAGGGACAACAAUGCUAUGUCCACCCUCAGAUGAAUCAAAAUCUGAGAGGAGGAUAUGGUGGGUGCACCGCCCUGGGAGCAGCUCCAAUGAGCAUUGGACAUGCUGCUCCCAUCCCGUACCAAGGACCUCAGUAUGCCAUGCAGCCAGGUCCUCCGUACAGGCAGGCAGGCGCUUAUAGCCAGGGACAGAACCUGCCAUACAGGCCAUACGUCCCGAGUGCAGCAGCCACCCCCUACGCUGCUCCUCCGCUGAACCAGCGCAUGCGUCCUCUUGGAGUGCUGAAUGGAGAGGUGAUUUACGGGUUUCCAGUCAAUUUUCCCGCCACUUCUACCUCUGCUGCUCCACCUCGGCCUCCACCACCGAGCACCUUCACAUCAAAUAAGAGAAAGCGUGAAGACGGGCAUGAUGGUCGGUCAUACGUGAAAAAGCCGCCAAAUGCCUUCAUGCUUUACAUGAAGGAGCAGAGGCCAAUUUAUGCGGCCGUAAUGAAACUCACUGGGACUGCAGGGGUUAACAAGAUCCUUGGAGAUAAAUGGAAGUCGCUGUCCAGUGAGGAGCAGGCGAAAUACUUCCAAGUGGCAGACCGAGAAAGACGGCUCCACGCCCUGCAGCACCCGGACUGGUCAUCCAGUAACAAUUACGGCCAAAAGAGGAAGAGGGAAAGGAGCAAGGCCUCCAAAAUGACUGAAGCAUCUGCAUCAACAUCUGGAGAGGUCACACAGGAAGUGAAGAGGAUGUGUGUGACCCCAGGAUACACAGGUGUGAGAGAGACUCAUCACGCACAGUCAAACGUGAUGCAGCCCUCCACCUCGAUGAAAGACGUGACAGUGACUCAUGACGCACAGUCAAACAUGAUAAAGCCCUCUACCUUAACGACAGGUGUGAGAGAGACUCAUCACGCACAGUCAAACGUGAUGCAGCCCUCCACCUCGAUGAAAGACGUGACAGUGACUCAUGACGCACAAUCAAACAUGAUAAAGCCCUCUACCUUAACGACAGAUGUGAGAGAGACUCAUCACGCACAGUCAAACGUGAUGCAGCCCUCCACCUCAAAGACAAUGUGA